AUGUACAACUUCACAUCCCUGAGCGCUCACGGAGAGCCAGCGGGUCGCAUUUUUCUAGGUUUCGCGCUUUCUCUCCUCGUGCUGUGGACGUUAUUGGGGAAUUUCACGGUUUGCGCUGCGGUUUUGCGCUUCCGUCACCUGAGAGGAAAAGUUACCAAUAUCUUCAUCGUGUCUCUGGCGAUGUCCGACCUGCUGGUGGCGGUUCUCGUGAUGCCGUGGAAAGCGGCCACGGAGGUGACAGGACACUGGGCGUUUGGCUCUUUCUGCCAGUGCUGGGUGGCUUUUGACAUUAUGUGCUCCACCGCUUCUAUCCUGAACCUGUGCGUAAUCAGCUUGGAUCGAUACUGGGCAAUUUCAAACCCGUUUCAAUACGAGAGGAAGAUGAACCGUAGAGUCGCCCUCGUUAUGGUCAGCGUAACUUGGAUCGUAUCGGUGGCUAUAUCAUUCGUGCCCGUUCUGCUGAACUGGCACCGGGCAGACCUGGGAACGGUCACCACAAGCAACUGGACCACCAAGGAAAUGUGUGACUCGAGUCUGAGCAGAACCUAUGCCAUUUCAUCCUCUCUAAUAAGUUUUUACAUUCCUGUAGCAGUGAUGCUGGUCACAUACACGCGCAUCUACCGCAUUGCUCAGGUUCAAAUCAAGAACAUCUCUUCGUUGGAGCGCGCAGCUCAGCGCGCACAGAACUGCCGAGCAGGUGCGCACACCUGUCCUCUCCAACACCGCGCGAUAAGAGAAACCAAGCUCUUUAAAACUCUCUCCGUGAUUAUGGGGGUGUUUGUGUGCUGCUGGUUUCCGUUCUUCGUCCUGAACUGUGCGGUUCCUUUCUGCCACAAGCCAAAUUGUGUCAGCGAAGCAACUUUUAACGUGUUCGUGUGGUUCGGCUGGUGCAAUUCAUCUCUCAAUCCGAUCAUAUAUGCUUUCAACUCUGAUUUCAGAGAUGCUUUUGCUCGACUUCUGUGCUGCCAUGGCCUGUGCACCAAAACACCUCUUGAUAUUCAGUGCAAGGAUCUGGUGUCCACUAAUAAUCAGGGCGGCUCUGUUAACACUAUGGACGUCGGUUAUGUCAGUUUGGAGAAGGUGGACAACGAAAUGCAACGUCCAUUGGUGGAGAUACAUAUGUUUGGAGAUGAGAGUGAGGUUCAGCAUACUAACUCUGAAGAUGUGUGUCAGAGUAAAUGACUUUUUUGUUAGGCUUAGGUG
Molecule: messenger RNA, 1203 nt
Organism: Sinocyclocheilus rhinocerous
Lineage: Eukaryota; Metazoa; Chordata; Actinopteri; Cypriniformes; Cyprinidae
Product: D(1) dopamine receptor-like
Exons: 1
Coding region: 1-1182 (393 amino acids)
Biological process (GO): G protein-coupled dopamine receptor signaling pathway; adenylate cyclase-activating adrenergic receptor signaling pathway; positive regulation of MAPK cascade
Cellular component (GO): plasma membrane
Molecular function (GO): G protein-coupled receptor activity; dopamine neurotransmitter receptor activity, coupled via Gs
Source: RefSeq, a predicted model, not a curated record